Lathyrus sativus (Indian pea) is the source of this 309-nucleotide messenger RNA. The record is from the annotation of a GenBank genome assembly. Lineage: Eukaryota; Viridiplantae; Streptophyta; Magnoliopsida; Fabales; Fabaceae.
AUGGACACUGUCACAAGCUUGGUAGGUGAAAAGCCAGUGGUGAUAUUCAGCAAGAGUACUUGUUGUUUGAGCCACUCUAUAACAUCACUGAUACGUAGCUUUGGAGCAAACCCUAUUGUUUAUGAGCUUGAUAAGAUCACAAACGGGUCGCAGAUUGAGAGUGAGUUGCUUCAAAUGGGGUGCAAACCAAGUGUGCCUGCUGUUUUCAUAGGACAACAGUUCAGAGGCGGUUCUAAGAAAAUUAUGAGUCUUCAUGUGAGGAAUGAGUUAGUGCCAAUGUUGAAGGAGGCUGGUGCUAUAUGGAUUUGA